This is a messenger RNA of Benincasa hispida (wax gourd), 1306 nucleotides long. RefSeq lists its product as uncharacterized. Lineage: Eukaryota; Viridiplantae; Streptophyta; Magnoliopsida; Cucurbitales; Cucurbitaceae. The record is from RefSeq and is a predicted model, not a curated record.
UUGCAUACCGUUAGGAGCCACAUGUUACAUCUUUUUCCCCCGAAAAAAGAAAAGCUUGUGUGAGUAAUGGCAUUGCCAACAUUUUACUCUCAGCCACACCCAAAGCCUUUGCCCGUUUCUUUUAACCGACCCACCUCUUCUCCUCUCUCCCUUUCAUUCUUUAAGCAAUUCUUUCCGCCAUUUCCAUGACCUCAAGCUUUUCUCAACCCCAAUUGCGAUUCUCGCCUCCUAACUUCACUAACAAGGUUCUUCAAUUCAAGGGCUCCUCUAUUUUUCACAGAAUUAUCGUAGCUUAGCAAGCUCCAAAUCAAGCUCAUGGCUAUGCCGCCUGAUAGAUCAAACCCACUUCACAACUUCUCCUUGCCGUAUCUCAAAUGGGGUUCUCAGAGAUUCCUCAAGUGUAUGAAGGUUUCUUCUAACUCCAGCCCUUCUACCCUUGAUCAUCCUUCUAUUCAACGCCAAUCGAAAUCCUAUCAAUUCCGGGCCAGACCCAUCAAUUCUAAGCCCGUGAACUUCACCAAGCUUUCUUCUCCGAUGAACCCAAAUCAUUCCAAACAGAAACCAACCAACGAUCGAAGCAGUUCCAUCGAAAUCAUGCGAGAGAAGAUCAUGCUCGAUAUUAGGGAGGAAUCGAAGAGAAUCAAGUUUUCAAUUGCUGAUGAAGGGGGCGAGGAUGAAUCCGCUGCGGCUCGGCCGUGGAAUUUGAGGACUCGCAGAGCAGCAUGUAAGGCUCCUCAAGAAGAGAAGAAUCCGGAAUUGGGUUCAUCUUCAACCAAGGCUAUGAUGAACAAGAAGGAGAAGAAUCGAACUGCGUUAUUUGUCUCGUUGUCGAAAGAAGAGCUUGAAGAGGACUUUGCGGUGCUGGUUGGUAGACUACCGAGGAGACCAAAGAAGAGGCCAAGAGCUGUACAAAAGCAAAUGGAUGCACUUUUUCCUGGGCUGCUACUGACUGAAAUUACUCUAGAUUCAUAUAAAGUUGAUGAUGUUCCUGAAGCUUGAAAGGUUCCAUUGCUUUCUGUGAAUUCCCAUUUGGGAAUUGGAUAUGCAGGUGAGAUCAUGAAAUCAUUUUGCUGUUGUGGUAACAUAUUCUCAGUUUCUGUUACAAUAAUGCCAAAAAACAGGAUGUGUAAAUAAUUAGCAAAAUAAAUGUUGAAGUAAUUGUAAAUUUUGUUUGCCAAGUUUCUUAGUUGUUCUGCUCACUGUAUAACUCUUAACUAUCUGAAAUGCUAUGCAAUGCAAGGCAUAUUUGGUUAUUGGGUAAGGUAAACUUUACCUCUAUUCAAUGGGAGAAAAUUUCUAUUAAGUA